Molecule: messenger RNA, 1721 nt
Organism: Dichomitus squalens LYAD-421 SS1
Lineage: Eukaryota; Fungi; Basidiomycota; Agaricomycetes; Polyporales; Polyporaceae
Exons: 8
Coding region: 82-1224 (380 amino acids)
Biological process (GO): carbohydrate metabolic process
Cellular component (GO): extracellular region
Molecular function (GO): cellulose binding; hydrolase activity, hydrolyzing O-glycosyl compounds
Source: RefSeq, a predicted model, not a curated record
UUAGGCGAGGGUAUAAGUACGAGAGACAGCAGUAUAGAGCCUUCCUCGUAGCCGUCCUCGCCCGUCUGCACAGGUCCCAAAAUGAAGACCCUCACUGCACUCGUCGCCCUCGCUACGGCCCUCGCCGUCCCUGCCAGCGCUGUCGCCGUCUGGGGCCAGUGCGGUGGCAUCAAUUACACCGGUGCGACCGCCUGCGACUCCGGCACGACCUGCGUCGUCGUCAACGACUACUACUACCAGUGCCAACCCGGGACCGGCACUGGGGGCGGCUCCACGACCCUUGCGCCCCCGACGACGACGUCCGUCUCGCCUGCGCCCGCGGCGACGGGCCUUGACAAAGCGUUCAAGGCCAAAGGCAAGAAGUUCUGGGGCACAUGCUCCGACUCGAACCGGUUCAGCAACGCGCAGGACUCGGCGGUCACUGUGCGCGAGUUUGGCAGCCUCACGCCCGAGAACUCCAUGAAGUGGGAUGCGACUGAGCCUUCGCGUGGCUCUUUCACCUUCAGUGGCGCUGACGCGCUCGUCAACUACGCUACUCAGAAUGGUCUCCUCGUUCGUGCUCACACCCUCGUCUGGCAUUCGCAGCUCCCAUCCUGGGUCUCCUCGAUCAACGACAAGGCGACUCUCACAUCCGUCAUUCAGACACACAUCUCAAACGUCGCGGGCCGCUACAAGGGCAAGGUCCGCUCCUGGGAUGUCGUGAACGAGAUUUUCAAUGAAGACGGCACCCUCCGCUCCUCCGUCUUCUCCAACGUCCUCGGCCAGAGCUUCGUCAACAUCGCCUUCCAGGCGGCGCGCGCAGCGGACCCGAACGCCAUCCUCUACAUCAACGACUACAACUUGGACAGCGUGAAUGCGAAGCUCAACGGCCUAGUCAACCUCGUCAACUCGGUCAACAGCGGCUCCAAGCUCAUCGAUGGUAUUGGCACUCAGGCCCAUCUUUCUGCCGGUGGCUCGAGUGGCGUUGCUGCUGCCCUGCAGAAGGCCGCAUCCGCCAACGUGGAUGAGGUCGCCAUCACCGAGCUCGAUAUCGCCAACGCCCCAUCCGCCGACUACGUGGCUGUCACUAAGGCCUGCUUGCAAACUCCUAAGUGCGUGGGCAUCACCGUCUGGGGCGUCCGCGAUCCCGACUCCUGGAGAGCUUCGAGCGACCCGCUUCUCUUCGACGCCAAUUUCAACCCUAAGCCAGCCUACAACGCGAUCAUACAGACCUUGACGUCCUGAGUUGGCUCCUCUGGAUCGCUUUAGCGAAAGGCAGGGUCUGGAUGUGUUGUACGUUACCAAGGUAUGGGAAUCCCAGCAUACCUCCUAACAAAGCCCAUGCGCGACUUUUCCGGGCGAGUCCUGGUCGACAGGCUUGCGCGAGAGCGGGUACAAAUUCGGUUCUGGAGUGCAUCAGCAGUUACAAGCUGCGGGUUUCGGGAUAAGGGCGUACACUACACCUAGAUCUCUACGGAUUCUGGAAAAGACUUUGGAGAAGUUUUUAUUUGCCCUAAGGGUUUGGCGCACUAAAAAUUUUGCACUUGCGCUAUACGUGGUAUUAGAAAGAGACGGAGGCCGAGAAACCAGUGGUUGCGGAGAUGGACGUCAACGAAGUGUUUGCAGUACACAUGUAGCUGCCGGCGCUCAUGCCUAUGCAACAUCUUCGACCUUGACCACGAAGUGGCCGUUUUGGACCUGUCUUCCUUCCGCACGCUCAGUCUAUGCUCUACCAUUGAAAC